AUGAAACCACUUCAAACAUUGGCUGGACAAUGUGCUGUUGUGACUAAUAUUGCAACACCAUUAGGUUAUGCUUUGGCUCGAAGAAUUGGUAUGGCUGGAGCAAAAAUUUUUGUAACCGGAACAUGUAAUGGAAAAACAACACGUGCUAUUGAAACUCUUAGUGGUAUAGGUGUUGAUGUUACAGGAAAUGUUAUAGAUAUUACAAAAGAAGAUGAAAGAAAAAAAUUAAUAGAAGUCGUUGAUAAUGAAUUUGGAAAGUUAGAUUCAUUAGUUAUAAAUCACCAACAAAAUACCGUUAAAGGACUCAUUACAGAUGCAACGACAAAAGAUUUUAAUGAAAUGUGUAACAAGUAUUUAACAUCGUCUUUUGAUUUAUCAAACAAGUUUUAUCCAUUAUUACAAAAAUCAGAAAAUCCUUCAGUUGUUUUAAUGGCUUCAAUUACUGGUUUUACUCCUUUUUUGGAUGUUGGAGUGUAUUCUGUUGUGAAUUCAGGUAUUCUUGGACUUACAAAAACUUUAUCACAAAUGUAUGGACAAAAAAAUUGUCGAGUUAAUUCAGUUUCAGUUGGUAUGAUUUCUGAAGAUGGAAGCGGUGCUAUAUGGGAUGAACCAAAUGAUGAGUUACGGUCACAAUUGGAACAACUUGUACCAUUAGGCAGAGUUGGUAAAAUUUAUGAAUGUACUAAUACUGUUGAAUUUUUAUGUGGAAGAGGAGCUAUGUUUACGACUGGUGAAAAUUUUGUCAUCAAUGGUGGAUUGUCUGUUAGGAUUUAA
Molecule: messenger RNA, 774 nt
Organism: Strongyloides ratti
Lineage: Eukaryota; Metazoa; Nematoda; Chromadorea; Rhabditida; Strongyloididae
Product: Glucose/ribitol dehydrogenase family and NAD(P)-binding domain-containing protein
Exons: 1
Coding region: 1-774 (257 amino acids)
Source: RefSeq, a predicted model, not a curated record